UAUUCAUUUGGAGUAAUUAAUUUGUUCCAUAAAUCAAGCUUUGGAUUUGAAAACCUACAAAGCUUUACCAUUUCUGCUCUCUUAUUACUACUACUUCCCAAUCCUCUCUCAUACAUACAUCACUAUAUUAUUUGCAACUGUUCCAAGUUCCCUUGUUUUUCUGCUCGUCAAAUCAUCCAACGUGAAUUUGAUCAGUUUGAAGUAGGCAAAUUAAUUACUUUAAUAUGUCAGCCGCUGUUGCCGCUGCAGCUGCUGCCGCAUGCGUGUCCUCGAAUAGCAGUUCUCAUCAUCAAAGUGAUCGUUCAGUGUCACUCACGCUACCACCACCCCAGCCAUUAUCGUCGCUCCCAGCUUUAAGCCGCUAUGAAUCUCAGAAGCGACGUGACUGGAACACGUUUGGGCAGUAUCUGAAGAACCAUCGUCCCCCCUUGGCUCUCUCACGCUGCAGUGGUGCACACGUCCUUGAAUUCCUGAAAUACCUGGAUCAGUUUGGGAAAACCAAAGUACACACCCAAAACUGUGCCUUCUUUGGACACUCUCACCCACCAGCGCCUUGUCCUUGCCCUCUGAAGCAAGCCUGGGGCAGCUUGGAUGCACUCAUAGGCCGCCUCCGUGCAGCCUUUGAGGAGAACGGUGGGCAAUCAGAGAUGAACCCGUUUGGUGCGCGUGCCGUGAGGCUGUACCUAAGGGAAGUAAGGGACACUCAAGCUAAGGCUAGAGGCAUAGUUUAUGAGAAGAAGAAGAGAAAGAAACCACAGCAGCUGCCGCAACACUUAACAGCCACUGAUGGCAACCAUUUUGAUCAGCAAGGUGGCUCAGGUUCAGGUUCAGGUUCAGGUUGAGUCAAGGGGGGCUAUAUAUGGUGUAGGAAACAAUGUCAGUGCUCAAGUAGCAAGAUCAGCUUCAGGAGAAAAUGGAGGAUAUGUAGUACUGUAGUAAUUUAGUAGUAUAAGUGCAUGCAGUAAUUUGGAGCUUUUCAGUGUAACUAAUGAAAGCAGCCUAUUUUAUUAUUGAAUUUCUAGUUUUGUGUAAACAGAAAUUUAGCUGCUUUGCCUUUGCUUGCCAGGUACUGUUAGUUUCAA
This is a messenger RNA of Durio zibethinus, 1082 nucleotides long. Its product is annotated as protein LIGHT-DEPENDENT SHORT HYPOCOTYLS 5-like. Gene Ontology annotation, biological process: mRNA transcription; response to light stimulus. Gene Ontology annotation, cellular component: nucleus. The record is from RefSeq and is a predicted model, not a curated record. NCBI's taxonomy places the organism in Eukaryota, Viridiplantae, Streptophyta, Magnoliopsida, Malvales, Malvaceae.